AUGCUGGAUCGUUAUUCUCAAAAGGAUAAAGAUUUAAAAACUUUGCAAAUAGACGAUAUAGUUUUGACCACUAUCAAACCCGACCCUCGGUUUCCAAGUAGAGGAGUAGGCAAAAUAAUUAACCAGUUCAACAGUCCGAACGGAACUUCGUUUUGGGUUAUUGAAGUUGAAGAGGAGUUUGAAAACAAUAUUGAUCUUAAUUUAUUGUAUCAAAACCACAAAAGACAAAUAAUUAAGCAAAUUCAUGAAAUUGAAAAACCACAGAUUAGAGACUUCAAAAUUAUUCCAGCAGGGCGAGUACUUCAUGGAGCCGGAAGUCAAUCCGCCGUCACUUAUUUUAACUGCUAUGUUAUGCCUUAUAUUCCUGACUCUCGGCAGAAAAUUGCUCGUCAUCGGGAGGAAGUGAUGGAAAUUAUGUCCCGAGGAGGAGGAGUAGGAAGUAAUGGCAGUACUUUACGACCUCGCGGAGCAGUUGUUAAGCAGUUAACCCAUUUAGUCGAACAAGGCGGUUCUCGCCGCGGAGCUCAAAUGAUUAUGUUGGCCGAUUGGCAUCCGGACAUUAUUGAAUUUAUUGUUUCUAAAGUACAAAAUCCCCGUGCUUUAUUAAAAGUACUAGAUAAUACUGAAAAUGAUUUAAUAAAAAAAGAGAUUAAUCAAAAAUUAGAAAAAAAAGGAGACAAUUAUCAAGUUAGAAAUACUGAGUUUUUGAGUGGGGCAAAUAUUUCAGUUUGUAUAUCUGAUAAAUUUAUGGAGGCGCCUACGAUGAAAAAUGGCAUGAGAUCGGAGAUGCCUAUGAAUGAGAAAAAAAAGGUUAUGAAUAGGGCAAAUAAUUUUACUAAUGCCCGAGGUUAUGGACAGAAAGUAGUGGCGACUAAUCCAUGUGGCGAACAACCUCUUGCUCCCUAUUCGGAUAACGUAAUUGAUGCCAGUUAUUAUUUUCCAAUCAAGGGAGAAAAGGAUACCACUCUUAAAGACCAAGCUCAAGGAGAAAGAAGAAUUGGAAUGGGAGUAAUGGGCUUACAUGAUUUUUUAAUUUAUGCUGGUAAGAAAUAUGGUUCGGAAGAAGCUAAUUCAUUAGUUGAUAAACUAUUCGAAACUGUGUGUAAUACUGCCUAUGAAUCUUCAAUUGAACUAGCCCAAGAAAAAGGCGUUUUCCCUUUCUUAAAAGAUCGUAAUGAAUUCGUUAACAAGUCAGGGUUUAUCCAAACUUUGCCCAAAUAUAUUCAAGGUAAAAUUAGAGAACAUGGGCUUCGUAACUCCCAUUUAUUAACAGUGGCUCCGACCGGCAGUACUGGAACUUUGGUAGGAGUUUCAACCGGGUUAGAGCCUUAUUUUGCUUUUUCUCAUUAUCGCUCGGGAAGACUGGGAGAAUUAAUUAAAGUAGAGUAUCCAAUAGUUAAAGAGUGGUUAAAAUAUCAUCCAGAACACAGCUCAGAGAAAUUGCCUGAUAUUUUUAUUUCGGCGAUGGAUGAAGAAUUAAAACCAGAAGCGCAUACCGUUAAUGCUCCUCGAGGUUACAGUGAAGAACAAGUAAAGAAAAUUUAUGAAAAUUUAUACGAAAAAGGAGCUAAAGGUGGGACUGUUUAUGUUGAUGGAAGCCGUGAUUUUCAGGUGCUUAGUUUAGAAAAAAGCGAUAACCAAUUUAGCGAUUUAGAAAAUAAAAAGGAAAAUCAAAAAGAAAGAUUGAAAAAAAUUGGAAUAGAAGAUUACGAUUAUUACUAUCUUCAAGAUCUAAAGCAAAUAUUAUUUUGCGAAGAUAAGGCAAAUGAACUUCCUGAGAUCAAAAAUAGUUUAUCUUAUAAAGGAAUUAAAAAAAUUACUUUCUUUACUCCUCUUUAUAAUGAAGCAAUUUCUUAUCGUCCUUCUUAUGUAAGCGAGAUAGAAGAUGACAUUAUUGUUAAAAAGGUUUACAAUGCUAGUGAAGCAGAAGACGUUUACGUAUCCAGAAAUCCUGAUAAUUAUCUCCUCCCUUUAGAUGUUAUCAGAAAGGAAAGAGAUUGGUAUAGUCACUUUGCAGUCUAUUUAGGUGGUUCCUCAGCCUCUCUUGGUUAUUCGUCAGGUAGUUUUGCCUCAGGAAUUUCUUCCUCUUCAUUAGGUCUAGGUUCUUUAGCCAGUGGCUCUUUCGUUUCUAGUGGGAUUUCUUCAUCCUCUGCUUUGUCUAAUAGUUCAAAUUCCUCUAGUUGGAAUAAUAAUUAUGUAUUCCCUUUCGCCAAUGCUCUUUUUCCAACUGAGAAAAAGAAUUACAAUGCGAGUUAUCGUAAUUGCGAGCAUUUUGCCAAUAGAAUUGUCUUUGGAAUAAAUAUUUCUAAACAAGUAAGCGAUGCUUUAGAUAAUAGAAGAAGUUUCAAUCUAAAAGACGAAGUUUCAACUGGUGGCGCUAGUUGUCACUCCCCCUCUUUUAGAAAUUUAACUUCUUCUGAUUGUUCUUAUGAAACAAAUCGUAUAGAGAGGUAUGCCCAAGAAGCCGAAAACAAUCGCUCUUACACUCGUCCUAAAUACCGAAUCGAGUAUGAGAAGUUUGAGGAAUGA
This is a messenger RNA of Entrophospora candida, 2529 nucleotides long. Lineage: Eukaryota; Fungi; Glomeromycota; Glomeromycetes; Entrophosporales; Entrophosporaceae. The record is from the annotation of a GenBank genome assembly.